UAGAUUCUCAUUCGGUGGUUGCUUUGGUAACUCGUGUAAACGAAUGGCGUCCAUGAUGAGCUGAACAACGCUCUUUUGUUUUUAAACGACGUCGAUAUGAUGGAUGAUGAGCAUUUUUCUACAACGCUUGCUUACACGAAAAGCCCUAAAACAUCCAGCAGAACGACUUUUCAGGAUGAGCUCAAGACAGCUGUGUCUGCUAGAGCCAACAGGCAUAGUUACCCUGAUGACUUUGAUGAUGAUGAUGAGGAUGAUGAUGAUGACAUACUCAACGAACUCCUUAAGAUGCAAAAACAGAAGAAGGUGAAAUUUAAAGCUGGAAAGACUAAAGGUAAAAUCAACGAUUUCAAUCUUUCGGGUGAUGAAGAGGAAAAUGACAAACCCAAAAAAGUGUCUUUUAUGAAAACCAAAAGGACCAGCUUACCUGUGAACUCCGAACAGCUACAUCUCAUUAAACGUGAAGAUGACCGGCAUAGUUCUGUCCCUUCGCAAAGCAAUUCGUACAGUCUGCAUUCGGAUUCCCCUUUUUCCUCUCUAUCUGACAAGUUUCUACCAGAAUCCGCUUUACUCCAGAAGGACGAACAGUCCAAACCAGUCAUGCAGACGAGGAACCAGACAGAAUCUGUGGUGAGGAAGAGCCUGUCAGAUUCUUUACUGCCACUAAACUCUGAGAACAGCCAAUGGGAAUCAAGUCCAGAGCCAUUGCCUUCAGAACAAGAUGAGGACAACCGAAGGAUUGGUGAAGAUGGUGAACCACCGGUUCCUCAACCCAGGGAGAGAAGCGUUAAACCAAAACUCUCCACAGGUUGUCCUGCUCAAGACAUGUCACCCAAACCCAAACCCAGGCAGAGGAUAGUAAAUAUGUGUGACUUUGGUCAGUCAGAAGAGGAGACCCCAGCCUACAGCAGAACAGCCACGUCUUCUGUGUCUAUUGCCCUCGCUUCUGGGAAGAGUCAAACCUCUGCCAGUGAUAGUGUUCUGGGUCCAGAUGAAGACCAGUCAGAAAAGUCUGAGUUUUGUUCACCAGCAGAGCAGAUGUAUCCAGCUUCUGUAGCUGCCUUAGAAGAGAGCAAAGAGAGAAAUUAUUCAACAUCCUUUGAAGAAAAGCAUGAGAGUUUGCAGGGUUCCCUUGACCACACAUCAUCCACACUAACCCAAAAUUCAGCCGACAGACCUUCAAGCUCUCGGUCAUCCAGUUCCAGAAAACACAAGAGCUCUUAUAAAGCAGAGUCGAAAUACCUGGGAGCUUUGAGGAUUCUGGACCAGAGGACAGAAGAGCUUCCAGAAGCAGCAGAUUCACUAAGAGCUGCUGUGUACCAGGAAUGGCUAAAAAAGAAAGAAGAAACCUUAAAAAUAACAAGGAGUGCAAAAAAGCAGGAAGAGAAAUUAAAAGAGGAGAAAGUGCAAGAAGAAAAUCUUACUAAAAUUGCCGAUGCAAAGGCGUCUUAUGAUGCAUGGAAAGAGAAAAAAAGUGAAGGCUUUAGAAAGAAAGUCAAAGAAAAACAGGAGGCAAUAAAGCAACAACAAAUGGAAAUGGAUAAAAAGCAUGAAAAAAAGGAAACAGGAAAACAGCAGAUUUUUGAGAAGUGGAAAGAGGAGCAUGACAGCAUCCUUAAAGACAGGAUACGGGUAAAGAAACAGACUGAGAGAAGACAGAAAAUACAACAGGCCAAAGAGAAACACGAGAAGAAGAAGGACUCCAUUUCUGCUUUCACUGAAUGGAGUGACCGAAAGAAGGAUGUUAUUGAAGAAAAGGUCAUGGAAGAACACAGGAAGGAGAAGAUAAAGGAAGUGGAGGAGGAAUAUGAAAAGGAGGAAAAAGAAAAAAUGGCAUUGGAGAUGUAUGACAAAUGGCUGAAAAGAAAAGAGUUUCAACAAAAAAGGGAGAGAAAAGAGAAGAAGAUUCAGGCUAUUCUUCAGGACGAGGCUCCUCCGCCCUGGAGCCCUCCGAAUAAAACAAUCCCGUUUGGAAAAUGAGCCUUAUUUCAAUGUUCUUUAAUUUCAGAAUGACUCAAACCAUAAAUAAAACAAACUAAAUAAAGGCCCUUAACCCUAA
Molecule: messenger RNA, 2056 nt
Organism: Carassius carassius (crucian carp)
Lineage: Eukaryota; Metazoa; Chordata; Actinopteri; Cypriniformes; Cyprinidae
Product: microtubule-associated protein 9-like
Exons: 14
Coding region: 97-1977 (626 amino acids)
Biological process (GO): mitotic cytokinesis; mitotic spindle assembly; regulation of mitotic cytokinesis
Cellular component (GO): astral microtubule
Molecular function (GO): microtubule binding
Source: RefSeq, a predicted model, not a curated record